AUUGCCUCGCAACUUCCAAUACAAAGCAAUAAUAGAAGUACAAGCAUUCUCUCAUCAUUUUGUCCAAUCAAACCAAAAAUACAAUGUCAGAGCUUAAACAAAGACUUCCCCCUUCCUCCAUCAAACAACCAUUAUCAUCCACCUCUGAUGAGGAUGGACCCACUAAUGAUCAGAAGCCGCAGGAGCAGCCAUCCAUAGCACAACGAGCCUUGGCUAGCACGGCUAAUUUAGCCAACUUGCUACCAACAGGAACUUUGUUAGCAUUUCAACUUCUCACACCAAUCUUCACCAACAACGGCCAGUGUGACGUUGCUACACGGCCUAUGACUGCACUACUCCUCGCAGUGCUAUCACUGUCCUGCUUCCUUGCCUCUUUCACAGACAGUUUUCGAGCCACGGAUGGACAGGUCUACUACGGCUUUGCCACCUUCAAGGGCAUGUGGCUCUUCGACUACCGUGGUCAGGUUAAGCCUGAUUUGGUCAAUUAUAGACUCCGCUUUAUUGAUUGGGUUCAUGCUAUUUUAUCUGUAAUGGUGUUUGGGGUUGUGGUUUCAAGAGAUAAGAAUGUGAUCAACUGUUUUUACCCAAAGCCAAGCCAUGAGGUUCAAGAAGUUCUUGAUAUUUUGCCUGUUGGUGUGGGUUUGAUCUGUAGUUUACUGUUUGUGACUUUUCCAACUAGAAGACAUGGUAUUGGCUACCCUGUUUCUAAUGGGCAGUAACCUAUACAUAUCAUUAAUAAUUUGAAUUCAUUCUUGAUUUAUUUAAUACUCCUAUUCAACAUAUUUUCAGCAAAACGUUUCUAUGUUAUUCUAUUCUUAUUGAUUGAUAAACUUUUUAAGUGCUUAGAUUGAUUAAUAAUUACUCCUACUUAAUUAAUUAAUUGUAGUUGCUUUCAUGUAACUGGAUUUGACAUUAUUUUAACUUCAAAGUUAUGUGUUGUAAUUAGAGCUAUUCAAAAGAGACUCGACCCGAAAAUUCAAUGCGAAAUCGAAAAUAAAUCGAUCCGAAAAUGUGUUUCUUUUUUAGGUUUAUCGAACUAGCAUUACCCGACCUGAAACUAUACCCGAACCGGUUGACAACCGAAAAUGGGAAAAUUGAACCCGAGCUGUAACCGAUUUUUCUAACCGACACAUAACUGUUAACCGAGAUUACCCGAAGCUAAUAAUGACCGACUCGAGUCAUAUCUGACCCGAAUCAUUCCCGAGACCGAACUCGAUCCGGCUAAAACCGACUUAACCCGAAGAAAGUUUAGAUCGAACUGUUGUAAACCUGAACCAAUUUUUUUACA
Messenger RNA from Amaranthus tricolor (Joseph's coat), 1288 nucleotides. Its product is annotated as protein DMP3-like. The transcript has a single exon. Lineage: Eukaryota; Viridiplantae; Streptophyta; Magnoliopsida; Caryophyllales; Amaranthaceae. Gene Ontology annotation, biological process: endomembrane system organization. The coding region runs from base 84 to 719 and encodes 211 amino acids. The record is from RefSeq and is a predicted model, not a curated record.